GAGGUUUGGGAUUGCACCUGGACCAUGAACGGGACCUUUCUCAACCAGAGUCUCCUGGAGGCCGGAGCUCACCCAAACAGGACCCAGGGCUUGGGGAUGCUCAUGGCCUGCUGCAACGGGACGGGCGCCGUGCUGGCCACCGAAGGCGGCUCCGCCGUCCUCGCGCCCGACGAGCGGAGCCUCUACAUCACCCGCGUGGUGCAGAUCGCCGUCCUCUGCGUCCUCUCCUUGACGGUCGUGUUCGGCAUCUUCUUUUUGGGCUGCAACUUGCUCAUCAAGUCGGAGAGCAUGAUUAACUUUCUGGUGAAGGACCGGAGACCUUCCAAGGACGUGGGCGCCGCGAUCAUGGGGCUCUACUGAAGCCC
Messenger RNA from Tinamus guttatus (white-throated tinamou), 365 nucleotides. It is a transcript of the gene RPRML, whose product is annotated as reprimo like. Lineage: Eukaryota; Metazoa; Chordata; Aves; Tinamiformes; Tinamidae. The record is from RefSeq and is a predicted model, not a curated record.